This is a messenger RNA of Corticium candelabrum, 2017 nucleotides long. RefSeq names its product long-chain-fatty-acid--CoA ligase ACSBG2-like. Gene Ontology annotation, molecular function: long-chain fatty acid-CoA ligase activity. Lineage: Eukaryota; Metazoa; Porifera; Homoscleromorpha; Homosclerophorida; Plakinidae. The record is from RefSeq and is a predicted model, not a curated record. The coding region runs from base 47 to 1735 and encodes 562 amino acids. Gene Ontology annotation, cellular component: membrane; endoplasmic reticulum. The transcript has 19 exons.
UAAAUCUGUUGCCAAGUCUUUUAUCAAGCUUGGUGUUCAGCCACACAUGUCUGUAGCUAUCAUUGGAUUUAAUUCUCCACGUUGGUUUAUUUCCUAUCUUGGAGCAAUUAUGGCAGGUGGUAUUGGUGCUAGCAUGUAUACAACAAACAGUGCAGAUACUUGCAAGUAUAUAGCAGAGAAAUGCAGGGCAGUUGUCAUGGUAGUAGAAAACCAACUGCAGCGUGACAAAAUUCUGAAGAUUGCUCCAGAGUUAUCCAAACUUCGUGCGAUUAUUCAAUACACAGAUGUUGUUAGUGAUGACAUUAGGAAUGGACAGGAUCUUCCUGUGUAUAGUUGGAAAGACUUCAAGAAACUGGGAAGUGAUUUACCAGAAUAUGAGCUUCAAUGGAGACUGGAGGCUCAGAAACCUGGACAAUGUACUGCUCUAAUCUACACAUCUGGAACAACUGGUCAUCCUAAGGGUGUGAUGUUGUCUCACGAUAAUUUGACAUGGACAGCAAGUGCCAUUAAGCAAUUUGCAAAAAUUGAAGAAGACUAUAAAGUAGUUUCAUAUCUCCCUCUUAGCCACAUUGCAGCGCAGCUUACAGAUAUUUUUUUGCCAAUUGUUUGCAGAGGUUCUGUGUGGUUUGCCAGACCUGAUGCUUUGAAGGGCAGUCUUAUAGAGACUCUGAAGGAUGUAAAACCAACAUAUUUUAUGGCCGUGCCGCGUGUUUGGGAGAAACUUGCUGAUGAGGUGAGAUUGACACUUUCACAAGCAACAGGACUAAAGAAGAAGUUUUCAAGUUGGGCAAUGUCUGUUGGUCUUGAUGGUGGCUACAGAAUUCAAGAUGGAGGUGACACACCAUUUGGAUGGUGGAUAGCAAAUAGGUUUUUGUUUAGAAAAACACGCGAGAAGCUUGGUCUUGAUAAGUGCAAACUGCAGGGAUGUGCUGCUGCUCCUAUUGCUCGAGAAACUCUUGACUUCUUUCUUAAACUUGGCAUUCCUGUGUAUGAAGUGUAUGGUAUGAGUGAGAGCACCGGACCACAGACAGUCUCCUAUCCUGGACAUCACCAUACUGGAACAGCAGGAGAGUCUUUGAAAGGAAGUGAGCUGAAAAUCUUGCAUCCAGACGAAUUUGGUAAUGGUGAGAUUUGUUAUCGUGGACGGCAUAUCUUCAUGGGCUAUAUUCACAAUGAGGAGAAGACUAGAGAAGCAUUGGACAGUGAUGGUUGGCUGCAUUCAGGAGAUUUGGGAAAAAUUGAUGAUAAAGGUUACUUGAUCAUCACUGGUCGCUUGAAAGAGAUGCUUAUCACAGCAGGUGGAGAAAACAUUGCCCCUGUACCACUUGAGCAGCAAAUAAAGAAUGAGCUUCCUAUGGUCAGUCAUUGCUUGGUAGUUGGAGACAAACGAAAGUUCCUGACAAUGAUUGUUACCCUCAAGUGUGAGUUUGAUAGUGAAGGUGUGCCAACUAAUAAGCUUUCAGAAGUUGCUCUUGGUGAGUGUGCAAAGAUUGGAAGCAAUGCAAAAACAGUUACUGAUGCAUGUGUUUGUCUACGAAUACGACAGUACAUUAGAAAUGGGAUGCAGAAGGUUAAUGCAACUGCAGAAUCUCAUGCCCAAAAAAUACAGAAGUUUGACAUAGUACCUGAGGACUUCUCAAUUGUUGGUGGAGAAUUGACACACAAUCUAAAAGUUCGGCGACCAGAGGUACUCAGGAAGUAUGCUGACGUUAUCCAACUGUUGUAUGACAGCUAAGAAAUUUGGAAUUGUCAUAGUAACCAACUAGAGAGUAGAAACAUUUGUAAGGAAAAUGGAUCAUUGCCUGUACAUUUUGAAAUGAUUGUGAAUGUACAACGUUAGGUAGUGUCGAUGAAUUAUUGUACAGUUAAUCCAAUAGACAAUUUUAGUUUUUUUAGCAUGACAAAAAACUACUUUAAUUAGUAUCUGGUGAUUAUUGCAACCAGAGCUUUAAGUUAGCUGCAGAUUUGCAACUUUGGAAGACAUAGUAAGCAAUAGUUUGUGUUACAUUUUACAGAA